CUUUAAGCCUUUUUAUUUUUCGGCGGACAGAAAAAAACAGCGGCGCCGCCGCCGUUGACGGCUGUCCAGCGAUGACAGCGAUCAGGAAACGCAUUUGACACGCAGUCCAAGAUCUCUAAUACACACACACACACACACACGCACAGUCACUCACACAACACACACAACACUCCACACACAUUCAACUCACACAACCAAAAUCAGAAACCAAAAAACAAGUUAGAAAACGCAAAACGCAAAAGUCGCAGCUUGCAACAAAUGUGGAAAAUGUUGGAUACCAUGAUGGACGCCGAUCUCUUCAUGUUCGAUUGCGAUGAAUGCGCCGGCAUGCCGCUGGCGCCGCCGCCGCAGUUCCUUAUGCCGCCGCCGCCGCGACCCCCGGCCCUCGCCGAGUACACGGUGGUGCCGCAGGACUGCAACGAGGAGCAACUGGCCCAACAGCAAUGGGAGAGCGAUGUCUGCCAGGCCAUGCCGAUAUUGGACGCCAGCUUGUACAGCAGCCAAUCACUGGCCACCUCAGCGAUGAUAGCGGUUUUCUCACUGCUGCUGGUGCUCAUUGUGCUCAUCUCUUCGCUGUUUGUCUGGAAAAACAAACGAAAGGUACAGAAUCUACUGCCCUGCAAGACGCCCACGCGUGGCGCCCUCAGCAGCACGCUGCCAUUGGGUGGCGGCGGGGGUGGAGCGCACGGUGGGCAGCAUCAUCAUCAUGCCAUGUACGAGGAUCCCGAUGCGCAUUUGGGUCAUCAUCGACCGCUGGUGAUGCGGCAUCAUCAAUAUCAGCAGCAUCCGCAUCAUCAGCAUCCGCAUCAUCAUCAUCACCAUCAUCAUCAUUAUCAGCAGCAUCCGCAUGCAGAGCUGCUGCAGGGCAAGAGCAUACAUUAUCCGAGCGGUUAUCCGAUGACGCGCUCUCCGCCCUUCCUUGUCAGCUCCUCACCCGGCCCGGAUCCGUAUCGCUCCAAUGACAAUGUCUACGAGGAGCUGGGGCCCGGACGCGUGGACUCCGACGGCGAGUCGGAGCCGCCGCUGCACUCGGACGAUGAUUUUGCCGAGGACGAACUGUCACUGCCCGGCGAGUGCAGCUUCCACAAGGAGGCCAACAGCAUACCGCUGACAAGCACCGCGCCUGCGUCCACGCCCUACCACGAACGCGCCUCCGGCAGCAGCGGCAGUAGUGCAGCAGUUGCAGUUGCAGGCAUGCAGGUGCCGCCGCCGCAGGAGCGGCACAGCGGGCUGAGCUCUGGCUCCUCGACGGCGCAGGAUGCCUCCACGGCCAGUGCAUCCGCCAGCAGCAGCCACAACAACAACAACAACAUCAACAAUAAUAACAGCAACAGCCACGAGCUGGCAAGCGGCGGCCUGCUGCGCCGCACUCCCCGCAGCCGCCAGCAACGUGCGCAGGACGAGCUGAACAACAGCAGCUCCACGGCGGAGAUUGCAGAUCUGGCGCCACUCUACGAUAAUCGCAGCAACAUGAUGUCCCUCGGCUAUUUGGCGCGCUCGACUGCGCCGCAAUUCUAUAACACGCUCGAGCACGAGGUGGAGCGCCGAAAUCGCAUCAAUGCACAGCUUAGCCGGGCACCGGUGCCGCCGCUGGCAACCAUCUAUCGGGAGCGCAUUCGCUAUCCCAGCGUUCAGCAGUAUGCGCCAAACAGUGCCAACGGCCUGCUGGCUGCCACCAUGCGGGCGCGCACCCAGCCGCGCCUCGUUGAUCGCCGUCUGGCGGCGCAUCAGCAUCAGCAUCACCGCAUCCAUGCGGCGCCGCUGGCAACAGAGCCCGCCUACGGCUAUGCGGAGCCCAUGUACAAUGCCAACUAUUAUUAUGAUAGCGUCGGUGCCGGUGCAAGCGGAUCGGCUCGUCCCUAUGCCUCCACUCUGCUGCCCACAACAACAACAACCGCAACAGGUGCUGCGGCAGAUUACAGGCAACCCUACGGCGACUCGAGCUUUGGAUCCGACUCCGGCUACAGUCACCAUACGCCGGCCAGCUCGAUUGGUCGCCAGGAUUACGAUCUGGCCGAGCCGCAGAUGCAGCCUAAGCCCAGCAAGCUGAGCGCCGCCCUGAGCUUUGGCUGGCAUCGGGCUAGAAAAGCAACUACCACGCCCAUCGCCUCCAUCAGCAGCAGCAAUAACAGCAAUAGCAACAGCAACAGCAACAACGAGGCGACCAGCCCAAACAACAACAGCAACAACAGCGCCUGCUCGACGGUCACCUCGCAGCUGGACAACAACAAUGCGGCCAGCCUAUCCCCGGCGUAGAUCCGAAAGGUAUUACCAGACCCGAGCCAUUCGUGUGUGUAUAUAAACUGGGAGCGUCAGGCUCUCUUCCUCUCUUAAUGUAGGUGUACAGUUAUCUUGUAGUUAGCCUAGAUGUUAAGCUCCUGUAUUUGAGAUAUAACUAAGUGUAGUUCUACCCUCUCUACUGUUCUCUCGCCGCUGCGUGUACAUCGUGAAAGCAAUAGACAUAUGUUUUAGAUAUGCUUAAGUUAGGAACUCCGCCCCCUAUAUAUAUAUAUAUAUCCUAUUUGGGGGCUGCCAUAAGUUAAAAGUCAGUUUAACUUCUAGAAAGCAAAGAACUUAUAGCGUCUAAGUGUUUUUCCAAUGUGAUUGCCAAAUUCUACAAUUUAAUAUAAUGAAAAUAACUGAAAGCAAACUAAUUUAUAACGUAAAUUAUGAAGAAACUAAUCUUUUUUAUUGUCCAACUUUAAGUACAUGUAAUUUUAAUGAAUUUUAUAAGGUUUUGUUUGUUAUUUUAGUUUUUAAGCAAAAGAACAAACCGAAAAGAAACGAACGUUAAAGAAAACUUAGAAAAAAACAAUACCAAAAUAUUAAAUGAUAUCACAAAAUUGAAACUCAA
This is a messenger RNA of Drosophila virilis, 2854 nucleotides long. RefSeq names its product pxb (gene pxb). The record is from RefSeq and is a predicted model, not a curated record. NCBI's taxonomy places the organism in Eukaryota, Metazoa, Arthropoda, Insecta, Diptera, Drosophilidae.